Messenger RNA from Ruditapes philippinarum (Manila clam), 2404 nucleotides. RefSeq names its product cardioacceleratory peptide receptor-like. The transcript has 9 exons. Gene Ontology annotation, cellular component: membrane. Gene Ontology annotation, biological process: G protein-coupled receptor signaling pathway. Bases 524 to 2107 code for a protein of 527 amino acids. The record is from RefSeq and is a predicted model, not a curated record. NCBI's taxonomy places the organism in Eukaryota, Metazoa, Mollusca, Bivalvia, Venerida, Veneridae. Gene Ontology annotation, molecular function: vasopressin receptor activity.
UCAAUUCUUUCAAAUGGUGAAUAAAUACGCUACGUGUCAGGGCAGCUGUGUUGACUGAUAAAUGAUUAGUAAAUACCACGGUGGAUUUGUAAUAAAUUGAGCUUAGCAUAAUAGAUGGAUAGGAAUUAUUUUGUCUGAACUUUAAACAAAAUAGAUUGUAUACCUCACACAUUAAUCAAACUAACAGAAGAGUUUUUAUCUCGUUAAUAACUGCCUUGAAAACAAAUUGGCAAACUUGAAAAUGAAUAAAUUAAAUUUCUUUGUUUUGUAUGAAAUAUCUUACAUUAUUUAUCACCUUGUUGAAACAGUUUAGUUUAAAACAGUGCGAAUUUUCUGAGAUUAUUUUCUAAUAUAGAAAAGGAUUGCAAAAUUUAAGUGUACUAGGAACAGAAAAUUGGCAAUAAAAUCCCAUGACUUGAGAUAAUUUCUCAAAAUGACAUAAUUCAUUUGAAAGUGCGUGGACUCGUGUCAUGAAUAUAGGAAUAAUUAUCAAUUGUUAUUCAAUUAAAAGAGGUUUUUAAACAUGGGAGAUUCACAGUUUAUUAGUACAAAUCAACCGAAUAUUUCGAGUGAUAACAAUACGAGCUUUGACUACAAUGAGUCAUAUUUUGACUACUAUUACGUUUAUGAUGAUGUCACUUUCUGGCAGGAACCUCAAGUCGUACUUCUGGUCGUCCUUUUUAUCUUCAUCGUAUUUGGGAACGUGACCGUACUUGUUGCCAUUGGGUUGUCAAAUAAAGGACGGAAAACUCGAAUGAAUGUUUUCAUUGCCAAUUUAGCUAUUUCUGACUUGACUGUGGGUUUGUUUCAUGUUACAGGAGAUAUCGCACAACACAUCCUAGUGACUUGGCAUGGAGGGGUAAUUCUCUGCAAGGUUGUAAAAUUCCUACAGGUUAUGGUUAUGUAUGCCUCCACAUUUAUGGUUGUGGCAUUAAGUAUAGACAGAGUAGACGCCAUUGCUCGACCAAUGAACUUCACAAGGAAGGCCACAACUGUAAGAAUUUUGGUAUAUGCUGCAUGGAUUAUUGGCGGUGUAUUCUCCAUCCCAUCAUUAUUUCUGUGGGAUAUUUUACAUCAUACAGACGGGGAUAUGUGCAUAAUAACCCAACUGCAUCAGUUAUGGCAUUGGCAGGUAUAUAUAGUUCUGGUUGCAAUGACGGCUUUUAUCAUACCUGCAUUAAUCAUAAUCAUAUGUUAUGGAAUAAUCAUUUUUGUUAUAUGGGAUAAAGGUCGUGGCUUUAAUAAAUCUCUGCAGUCUCCAUAUCGAAACAAAUCUGAUGUUGCUAAACCAUAUGGCAGUAAAGGAAUAAUCCCCCAGGCAAAAGUCAAAACAAUUAAAAUGACCAUGGUUAUUGUUUGUGUGUUUAUUCUAUGUUGGUGCCCUUAUUUUGUGUUCAACUUGACCGAUGUGUUCAGGCAAAGACAAAAGUCUGCCACAGAGCGAAGUAUUACAUCCUUGGUUCAAAGUCUUGCUCCGUUAAAUUCUGCAGCAAACCCUAUGAUAUAUGGAUUUUUUAGUACGAGGAUAUGUCAAAAUUUAAGACGAAUUAAUUGUGUUGAUUAUGUAUACACUCGAUGUUGCCAAUGCUUUACGAUGACCAGCAAAGUUAAAAAUUCGCAACUCUCAUCUGAACAGACAAAUCUCGAUGUAACAUCUGGAAAAACGUUUACAAGUUCAAGACGGGGCUAUAAUUGUCUUGUGAGUGUAAAUGCAACAAACGGUGGAAAUUCUCGCCGCCGCACUGUUGAAACAGGCAAUGAAACCAACUUCAUAGAAGGAAAUGUUAGAGAGGAAGUGACUACAGCUCAAGCCGUAAAUACUUCCAAUGUUAAUUCAGGUGAUGAGGCAAAGCCGUUUUUACCCCGUAGGCACUCUGGUCUACCGUUAGUUAAUAGAAAAAUAACUGAUCAAGAAACAAUUAUGUUAGAAACAUAUAGAGCGAAAGGAUUGAAUGCGCCAUCUAAUGGUGAUUUUACGCUUGCAGAAAUGAAUCAAAACAUCAAUAUAGGUCGCCCAACUGAAAUUGAAAGAAGUAACCAACGUGCCUGUGAAACAAAUAAUGAAAACAGAGACAACUCUGCAGAAAUGGUGUAUGUUCAACUUUGAAAAAUAGAUUUGGAAAGUCUUAAUGUGAACAUAAGAUGUUUCCAUAGUUAUGUUAUUCUAUCAUAAUUUUAUCAUUUUACUUUAAAAUAAAAAUUGCAUGAAUGAAUGGACGAUAAAAUACAUGUGUUUGCAUUUUGAUUGAAAAAUAAUCCUAAAGACCUUGCAAAAAAUAUAUAUAUCAAUAGGUCAAACAAUGUUUAUGACCGUUCAAAACCAUUUAAAGGAGUCUCGAAAGUGACACGGGUAUUUGACAAACCAAGUUAUAAGUUAUAUAUGUGCAAAUUUUUUGUUUGCUUC